UACGGACGCUCUUCAGAUGGCUCAGUUGACGGUAAAGAAAUUUGAUAUUGUAGGAGCUAUUGAUUAUCUUUUCGAACAAUUUCAGAAACGAUAUCUAUUUUUGAUGAUAGACGAACUUAGUCACCUAAGUUACCUCACCAAAUACUAUAGUGAACUCGACGAGGAACAGUUCGUUGAGUCCGAUCCAGGUUAUAUCCCGUAUCGCAAAUUUUUUCGAACUGUAUAUGAGUUGCUUAAUACAGGAAAAGUUAUCUUGUAUAUUGCUGGGCGAACAGCUGAAAUCUCAGCCCGCCUGUCUGAUACUCGCUCCAGUAGUGUCACCCUCCAUAUGUUGCGGUUGAAUCCCUUUAACCUCCAUGAUAUUAACGAAUAUAUUGAGCUGGCAACUUAUGAUGGAAAGCCCUUGAAGGACUGCUUAUUACCCUCAGAUAAUUUACGAUAUCGAUUCGUAGAAUUGUUGAAAAAGAAGACAGGGAGUAUUCCGUUGAUUGUCAGGAACACUUUUUUAGCAUUAAUAAGAAUGCAACACGAAGCCCAACCUGUUAUCAACGAUGACAAUAUGGAACCCUUAUUGGAUGAAAUCUUUCGCUCUGUACUACUAAAAUCGAGAACGUUUAUUAUUCCAGAGAUACUAGAUUCCGCAACCCCUCUUCGAUAUCAAUUUGUCUUUUUGAAUUAUCAGCUCGGAACAGUUUUUCCAAUUGACUUUGUAAUUACUCUAUGUGGAACGAGAACUUAUUUGAUGGACUUGGUUGUAACUUUUGGGUUUUACUCUGAAGGUUGUGGAAUUGACGGGAUUGAUAUGGGCACCAAAUUCAAGAUUGGCUAUUGUGAAUUUAGAUUGAGAGCUCAUAGCAACUAUAAAUUUUUCCGUGAGGCUAAUCAACUCUUUCCUUUAUCUCCGUUUAGUUAUAUUCCCGACACUUCAACAGCAAAGGGAGUCUUCUUUGAAUUUGGUUCUUUUAUUGAACAGGACAAUGUUUCUUAUUCUAUGGAAUCAACAAUAUGUUAUGAUAUACCCAUCUUGAGAGAUGUCCCUGGUUCAUUUUCUGAUCAUUAUAGAAAAUAUUUACAACAUUGUGGUACUUUUGUUCUAAAGGAGGGCAAUUCUAGUGGCCCUGAUGCAUAUGUUGUAUUCCAUAAUGGACAAACACGUUAUGUUGUUGGAUUUUCAUUCAAAUUUUUCAAAACUGAAUUUUCGAAAACAAAUAUUAAGGAAGAAGCCCAAAAACUUUUUAAGGGAGUUGUUUCCGUUUUGAAUGACGAAUCUUUUUCAUCUGUUCAACUUCGUUUUCAGUUUGUAGUGGUAGUUUGUACUAGAUAUGAUCGAUCUGUAGGUUUCUCUACUGAAGAACAUAAUAUUGUUGAAGAUGCAAGUGGUUUUGUGACUCAACAUUCUUCGAGGUCAACUUUGAAUGAAAGUAGUCGAUCAUGUCUGCAAUUGAGAACAAAUGAGGAGAAUCGGAUGCAAAUGGAAAGUUUUCAAAGUGAUAUGCAAGUGGAAAAAGAUACAAUAAGAAGAGAACAAGUAUCGACUGGUAUUACACAUUUUGACUGGAAAGAGUUUCUUUUCAAGUCUGCCUUGUUACCGGAAGAAGUUGCCAUUCGUUAUCAUUUGACAUUUCCUGGUAUAUUUGGAGAUAAUCCUCAAGUGAUUCGAAGAAAGUCACUAGAGUUGAUGGGUAUACCAGAAUGAUACACUCAACAAAUUUUAGUCGCCGCAGUAUUACUGGAA
Messenger RNA from Galdieria sulphuraria, 1735 nucleotides. RefSeq names its product archaeal ATPase. NCBI's taxonomy places the organism in Eukaryota, Rhodophyta, Bangiophyceae, Galdieriales, Galdieriaceae. The transcript has 3 exons. Bases 17 to 1696 code for a protein of 559 amino acids. The record is from RefSeq and is a predicted model, not a curated record.